GCCGAUUCCGCGCCUCCAAACAGGCUUAGCGCUCCAUUGAAAUGCAGGAGGCUCCUUAAUUCUUGUAUAAACAGAAACCAGCUGUAACACUAGGUCAGAGCGCAUUAAGAAUGAGCCACUUUGAACGAGCGGCGCCCAGGCCCCAGGCCCUGCUGUGAAGGCCCCGGCAAAGGUCAGGGCUUUGGGCCCCGUGACGAGCCUGUCAGGGCUCUCUCUGAGACAUGCUCGGCCUCAGCUAAGGUAUCCGCGCUCCUAAAACAACAGGAAUGUUGCACUGGCCUUCGGCCAGCGGAGGCUCAGCGAGCAGGAUAAAAUUUCAGUGCAGAUUUACGGGAAGUUGCCGGUGUUGGGAGUAAAAAUCUGGUUUGGUAUUGAACCUAGGACCUGAUGCAUGUCAAGUGCUCUGUUGCUGAGCUGUGUUCCUCAGAGCCCAGGUAACCAAGACAUUAGAAGAACGGUUUGCUCCCUGCCACCCAGCCUCACUCGACAUUCCCCAGCUCACUGACGCUCGGGUUUGCCUCAAAGGACACUUCAAGAACUGAACAGAGGAAUCCCAAACCCAAGUGAGCUGCCUGAAUCUGCCCACGUUCUCUUCUUCUGCCUUCCAUAUAAAGAACCGGGACCCAUCGAAUUGGUGACCUUUGAUUUCCAGCAGCUGUGGAUGCCUUUGACAUUAUGACCGCAGAAGAUUCCACCACAACCAUGAACAGCGAUCCAACCGUGGGGUCCUCCUCCAAGGUGCCGGAGGGCGUGGCAGGCGCGCCCAACGAGGCUGCGCUGUUGGCGCUGAUGGAGCGCACCGGCUACAGCAUGGUGCAGGAGAAUGGGCAGCGCAAGUACGGGGGACCCCCGCCCGGCUGGGAGGGCCCGCAUCCCCAGCGCGGCUGUGAGGUCUUCGUGGGCAAGAUCCCACGGGACGUGUACGAAGAUGAGCUGGUGCCUGUGUUUGAGACGGUAGGCCGCAUCUACGAGCUGCGCCUCAUGAUGGAUUUCGAUGGGAAGAACCGGGGCUAUGCCUUCGUCAUGUACUGCCACAAGCACGAGGCCAAGCGAGCUGUUCGCGAGCUCAACAACUAUGAGAUCCGCCCGGGCCGCCUGCUGGGCGUGUGCUGCAGCGUGGACAACUGCCGCCUCUUCAUCGGUGGCAUCCCCAAGAUGAAGAAACGCGGGGAGAUCUUGGAGGAGAUCGCCAAGGUCACCGAGGGCGUGCUCAACGUGAUCGUGUAUGCCAGCGCGGCAGACAAGAUGAAAAACCGAGGCUUCGCCUUCGUGGAGUAUGAGAGCCAUCGCGCCGCUGCCAUGGCGCGUCGCAAGCUCAUGCCGGGUCGCAUCCAGCUGUGGGGUCACCAGAUCGCCGUGGACUGGGCCGAGCCGGAGAUCGACGUGGACGAGGACGUGAUGCAGACGGUGAAGAUACUCUACGUGCGCAACCUCAUGAUCGAUACCACCGAGGAGACCAUCAAGAGGAGCUUCGGCCAGUUCAACCCAGGCUGCGUGGAGAGGGUCAAGAAGAUCCGAGACUACGCCUUCGUGCACUUCACCAGCCGCGAGGAUGCCGUGCACGCCAUGAACAACCUCAACGGCACGGAGCUGGAGGGCUCCUGCUUGGAGGUCACCCUGGCCAAGCCUGUGGACAAGGAGCAGUACUCCCGCUACCAGAAGGCAGCCAAGGGCGGUGGUGGCUCGGCCGAGGUGGUUGCCCAGCAGCCCAGCUAUGUGUACUCCUGUGACCCCUACACGUUGGCCUACUAUGGCUACCCCUACAAUGCGCUCAUCGGGCCCAACAGAGACUACUUCGUAAAAAGCAGCGUAAGAGGCCGAGGGCGAGGUGCAGCUGGAAACAGAGCCCCGGGGCCCAGGGGUUCUUACCUCGGAGGAUAUUCUGCUGGCCGUGGUAUAUAUAGCCGAUAUCAUGAAGGCAAAGGCAAACAGCAAGAAAAAGGAUAUGAACUUGUGCCGAAUUUGGAAAUCUCUGCUGUCAAUCCAGUUGCCAUUAAACCUGGCACAGUGGCCAUCCCUGCCAUCGGUGCCCAGUACUCCAUGUUCCAGGCAGCCCCAGCCCCUAAGAUAAUUGAAGAUGGCAAGAUCCACACAGUGGAACACAUGAUCAGCCCCAUUGCCGUGCAGCCCGACCCCGCCACUGCCGCCGCCGCUGCUGCCGCCGCCGCCGCCGCCGCUGCUGUCAUUCCCUCGGUAUCCACACCGCCACCUUUCCAGGGCCGUCCAAUAACUCCUGUGUACACCGUGGCACCGAAUGUUCCGAGAAUCCCCGCGGCUGGCAUCUACGGGGCCAGCUACGUGCCCUUCGCUGCUCCAGCCACCGCCACCAUCGCCACACUACAGAAGAACGCUGCAGCCGCCGUGUACGGGGGCUACGCCGGCUACAUACCUCAGGCCUUCCCUGCUGCUCUCCAGGUGCCCAUCCACGACGUCUACCAGACUUACUGAGACCCAGGGACCGGAGCCAAGGCAAGCCACCAAACACCGCUGAAGGAACACUUUAUUAUUUAUGAAGAAAGUAACGUGUCAGAUUGGCACACGUGGGAAACCUGCAAGUGAAGAAUGUUAUCGAGUAUCACACUGAAAUAUUUUCUAUCAAAUGAAGUUUUCACGCGGUUUUGUUUUUUAAGACUUCUCAACUUAGCAGGCCCGCGUUCAUACAUUUCCAAGAGACUUUUGAUGCCUCACGUCUUAACACCAUCUUUUAAAAUUUGUACGCUCUACUGCAUUUGUACAGAGGUUUGGUUUUGUUUUUUUAAGGAUAUAUUUUCAGUAUGAAGGUUAUUUUCUUAACUUCUGCACUCCAGAGUUUUCUAUUUUGUAGGACCUUUCAAAAAUAUAUCAGCUAUAUAUAUAUAAAUAUAUAUAUCAAAAAAAAGCAUACCCUCGCAUCUAGGGAACUAUUUUGAAAACUAUAUUCAAUAUUUAAAGACACAAACUGUAGUGCUACAUAAAAUAUUAUUUUAUUUUCAAGGUGAUGCUGGAAAGUGCAAUUUUAAAAUGAGCAAGAGUCUCUGCUGUAUUUUCACUGGCAUUAAGGGUUGAUAUUGCCAUGUAUCUUCAUGUUUUCUGGUUUGGGGGUGGGGGGUCAGUUUGCUUUGGUUUGUUUUUUAUUAACAGUCUGUUCUUAAGCCAACAUGGAAGAGACUCAUCACACCCAGAGUCCCAACACUGGACAGCUCUCACCUGCCCUCAUUACCUUGGUCUUUAUUGUUAACUAUGUCCCGCCCCCCUUUCCCUAUCUCCAGUCAAGUUUGGCACAUAUCAGAAAAAUGGAUAAUUCUGAUAGAGAAGACAGCUGAUGCCUUUUAUACUUCUUCCUGGGAUUGUGUUAUGGUCUUUUUAUUUUGUUUUAUUUUGGUUUGUUGGGGGAGGUGUUGCCUUCUAUAUGUGUUUUCGGUAUCAGAGUACCCAUAAGGACCAGAUUUUAACAUGUUUGCCAACCACAUCUUUGCAUAGCUAUUUAAUUGUUCAGUAUGAAACUUUACCUUCCUAGUGCUUUGAUUUUUUUUUUUUUUUUUUUUUUGAAGUCCAAGUUUUUAGAGACAAAGAAUGUAUGUGAUUAUGGAGAAGACCUUCAAGACUUGUCAACAGGGAGUUAAGCUUCUAGCUGCCUUCUUGGGUUCCCUGCAAAAUGGCUGCUGUCAUCAGGGGUGUGGAAGCACCAUGUUUGUUGAUCAGGGUUUCCCCGGGUGGCUCUGCAUUUGAUAGGUGAACGUGGGGUGCACGCAUCCAGGAGGGGACCUGUAGGAGCUCAAGGGGAGUUUGUAAAUAACUUCUGACACUUGCUUGUAGUCCUUUUGUGUUGCCAGAGUUCACAGCCUGCCUGUAGUGUAAUGUGAAAUGCAGCCAUUUUAUUUCGAUGUUAUUAAAAGUGUCUGGGGUUUUGUUUUGGUUUUGGUUUUUUUUUUUUUUUUUUUUUUUUUUUUUUUUUUUUUUUUUUUUUUUUGGCAGUAAAUACACAGAUGCAGUGUUUUGUGCCCAUUUAAAGGCUUUUCUUUGGCAGAGUGAAUGUAGAAUACAGUAAAAGGCUAAUAUCGUCAUUUGUUUUAUGAAUUACGUCAACCUGCAUCUUUUUAAAAGGCUCGAUCAAGAAUGUGAGGAGGGCAACAAGGUAACAGAUACACAGUUGUAUUUUAUGUUGUAGCAGAGCCCAUCAAAAUCUUUCUUCCCACCAGAGUUUUGCUAUCAGGAUUAACUCCUUUGGUUUUUCAAGACAGGGUUUCUCUGUGUAGCCCUGGCUAUCCUGGACUCGGCUUGUAGACCAGGCUGACCUCAAACUCACAGAUAUCCGCCUGCCGCUGCCUCCUUGAGCGCUGGCAUCACAGGCAUGCGCCACCUCGCCUAGCUCAGGCGUAACUCUUAUUUGAGGAUUAAUAUUAGGACCAUGCCCUUCACAAAUGCUCUUAGAUAGUUGUUUAAUUUUUUUCCUCUUUUCUUUAAAUUAAGAGAUCCCCAACUGUCUUUUUUUUUUUCUUUAUCUUGAUGGGAUGGAUUUUUAUAUAUAAGAAAUAUUUAUAAUUAUUUAACUGUUCUAUGAAAUCGUGCCUGCUAAGGCCUCUAGGCCUUCCUCUCCAUCCUUGUUGAAUGGCACGAAGCAGCUGUGUGGUGUCUGAGGAGCCACCUAGGAAGUCGCACCCACACAGGCACGUUGGGAUGAGCGGCCCCAUAAAAGGCAACUUGUAUCAGGUCCCUUGAACUUGCGUGAAAGAAAAAGUGCUUCUUUGCCCGCCAAGGACUGACCCAGAGGUCCUUAGAUGAAACACUGACCCCACGUCCUUACUGUAUUUUACAAGUGCCUAGAAAAUAUUUGCAAAGGUAAUCAUCAUCAUCAAAUAAUAAUAAUAAAGGAAAAAAUGCACUAACUUAACAUGGCAACUACCUUAAAAACAAGUGUUGGUGGCAGCUGGGAAAGGUCAGCGGUCCUGCCGUCUGUGGUCUUGCCUGCUCUUCUUGUUUCACAACCAUUUCAUGUACACUACUGAGGUAAGUUUAUAACUUGAAAUGUGAACUUUUUUUUUUUUUUUUAGGGUUAAGAACAAACUAAUAUAAAAGUUUUUAAAAGUUUUAGAGUCUGGGUUUUAGACAUGCUACUAGUUUAGUUUUUAGCUUUGUAUUUGAAAAGCUUUUUAGAUCUCGCUGCAUUUACAGUACAUUCUUAAGAUGUAUGUGGUAAAUAAAGCUUUCUUUAAAGCAA
Molecule: messenger RNA, 5197 nt
Organism: Psammomys obesus (fat sand rat)
Lineage: Eukaryota; Metazoa; Chordata; Mammalia; Rodentia; Muridae
Gene: Rbm47
Product: RNA binding motif protein 47
Exons: 10
Coding region: 676-2448 (590 amino acids)
Cellular component (GO): nucleus
Molecular function (GO): mRNA binding
Source: RefSeq, a predicted model, not a curated record